Messenger RNA from Harpia harpyja (harpy eagle), 4546 nucleotides. RefSeq names its product ubiquitin specific peptidase 35 (gene USP35). The record is from RefSeq and is a predicted model, not a curated record. Gene Ontology annotation, biological process: ubiquitin-dependent protein catabolic process; protein deubiquitination. Gene Ontology annotation, molecular function: cysteine-type deubiquitinase activity; cysteine-type endopeptidase activity. The transcript is spliced from 11 exons. Gene Ontology annotation, cellular component: nucleus; cytosol. Lineage: Eukaryota; Metazoa; Chordata; Aves; Accipitriformes; Accipitridae. The coding region runs from base 131 to 3121 and encodes 996 amino acids.
GAUUUGUAGUUCGCCGUCGCCUUCGGCCCUGCCCCGGCGCUGCCCGCAGGACUGCGGCUCGCAACCGGCCACACCGCAGCCUUACGGGUGGGGGCCGGGCCGGUUACGGCGGGAGCAGCUGGGAGCAGAGAUGGAUAAAAUACUGGAAGCCGUGGUGAUGUCCUCAUACCCCAACAAUGUGAAGCAAGGGCUUGUGAGGCGCGUCAUUGAGGCAGCAAAGCAGCCCAUGGACAGCGAGCAAUGCUGGUCUAUGCUGGAGCUGUCUACCAAGCUUUAUCUCACAGGGGACACCAAGUAUAAAAGAGAGAUUGGGAAAGAGGUUUUGGAGGUCUACGGCCACUACCACCCCGAGGAAUUUGAGGAGUUCUUCAAUGUUCGCUUCCUGCUGAGUCUCCUCCAGGAAGGCUAUGGACCUCUGGGGAAGAGAAGCCAUUAUGUACUCGAUUAUAUCCAAUUAGGACUGCAGUUUGUCCUGGAAAGCCCGUCAGCAAACAGCAUCUUCAGCUUAUUGAGGAUCGAGGUGCUCCGGAAAGUCUGCGAGAGGCCCAGCCCCAAGCAAUGCGCGAAGAUCAGCAAACUCUUAACCCAACAUCCUCAGUGCAUUCCCACGGGCAAACACCAGGUCUUGUUUUGUCAGCAGCUGAUCCGAUGCAUCGGGCAGUUCCAGUGCAUCUCCGAGGGGGAAGAGGACAUCAUGGAGUUUUUGGAGCAGGUGAACAAAGUGAGCGGUCUGCUGCAGAGGAUCUGGAGGACUCAGACCUCAGCCAUCCUGCCCUCUUUGAAGGAGCUGUUCACUAUCAUUUCUUCAACAGAGGAGCAGGAAGCGCCAUCCAACGCCUUGGCCAGUGUGGUCCAGUUUGUCCCUCUGGAGCUCAUGGAUGGCGUCAUAAGAAACCUAACCAACGAUGACAGCAUCACUGAUGUGCAAAUGAUGACAGCCAUUGGCAGGAUGAUCGACUGGGUGUCCUGGCCCCUGGGAAAGAACAUAGACAAGUGGAUCAUUGCUCUGCUGAAGGGUUUGGCUGCGGUGAAAAAGUUCAGCAUCUUGAUUGAAGUUACUCUUUCGAAAAUUGAAAAGGUCUUCUCCAAGUUGCUGUACCCCAUCGUGAGAGAGGGGGCUUUGUCCGUCCUGCAGUACAUGCUGCUGAGCUUCCAGCACUCCCACGAGGCAUUUCACUUGCUGCUGCCUCACAUCCCCAGGCUGGUGGCCUCUCUGAAGAAGGAGGACUCCAACUCUGCCACUAGCUCCCUGGAGCAGCUGGCCGAGCUCAUCCACUGCAUGUUCUUCCGCUUCUCAGGAUUUCCAGAUCUCUACGAACCAGUCCUAGAAGCAGUUAAAGCUCUUCCUAUUCCAAAUGAAGACCGGAUUAAACAUCUCUUGGGACAAAAUGCUUGGACCUCCCAGAAGAACGAGCUGGCCUGCUUCUACCCACGCCUGGCAUCCAAAUCAGAGACAGGAAAGAUUGGGUUAAUUAACUUGGGAAACACAUGCUACAUGAACAGCAUCAUACAGUCUCUUUUCAUGGCUUCAGACUUUCGGCAUUCAGUGUUGAAUUUAACCGAGGGCAACUCCCAGCCCCUGAUGACAAAGCUCCAGUGGCUCUUUGCGUUUUUGGAGCACAGUCAGCGACCUGCCAUCUCACCCGAGAGUUUCCUCUCUGCCUCCUGGCCACCCUGGUUCACCCCCGGUGCUCAGCAGGACUGCUCGGAAUAUCUCAAGUACUUGCUGGACCGAUUACAUGAAGAAGAAAAAACUGGAAAAAGGAUCUACCAGAAACUCAAGGAAUCCAGCUUGAUGUCUCAGGCGGUGGAGCAUCAUUACUUAAACAAGACAUUGAUUGAGAAGAUGUUUGGGGGUAAAAUGAUGACAAAGAUCCGCUGCUUGAAGUGUCUGAACGUCUCCUCCCGAGAAGAAGCCUUCACAGACCUGUCCCUGGCUUUUCCCCCACCGGACAGGCACAUGCGUGGGAGCACGUCUGUUUUACCGGUGGAAGAAAUUGGCCCGCAGUUUACUGAGCCUCCUGAAAACCCAAGCCAGCUUACGGGAUCUCCCUGGAUCCAGAGGAAAGCCCCCAUGGCCAGAGACCCUGCAGCCCCGCCGAUGCCGGUGGAAACGUUGGGUUUCCAGGAGCCAGGAGAAGCGGCAAAUCCCUUAAGUGGCAAUGCCAGUGGUGUGGAUGCAGCCAAAGACCCUCUCUUGGCUUUUGGGGAGCAGGCGUGUGCUCCCAAGGACUCCAGAUCCGUACCAGAUUUAAUCAACUAUUUUCUAUCCCCGGAGAGACUGACAGCAGAGAAUAAAUACCACUGCGAGAAAUGCGCAUCCUUGCAGGAUGCCGAGAAGGUGGCGGAGCUGACGGAGGGUCCGCACUACCUCAUCCUCACGCUGCUGCGGUUCUCCUUCGACCCACGGACUAUGAAGAGGAAGAAGAUCCUGGACAACGUCUCCAUCCCCGUGGUGCUCAAGCUGCCUGUCCUUGUCACCCCGGAGGAAACCGAGGAGGUUUGCCAUCGUGGGAAGGACAGGGCUGCCCCGGGAAGUGGCUUCAUGUCUGUUGUGUAUGACCUCUGCAGUGUGGUGGUACAUUCAGGCAUCUCCUCCGAGAGUGGCCACUACUACUGCUACUCCAGGGAGUGCACCGACACUGUCCCUCAUGGGCAGCCCCGGGAUGGGGCACCGAAACUGGCCUCUGACAAGCAGUUGGACUUUGAAAUCCAGUGGUACCUCUUCAACGACACCAGAGUUUCCUUCUCCUCCUUCGAAUCGGUCAGCAACGUCACCUCUUUCUUCCCCAAGGACACUGCCUACGUCCUCUUCUACAGGCAGCGGCCAGGGAGGCAGGGCUGCCUGCUGCACGAGGCUCUGGCCGAGGACGGCCGCCUGCACGGCGAACCCUCCCUCCAUAAGGACUUGAUGGAAGCCAUUUCCAAAGAUAACAUCCUCUACUUGCAGGAACAGGAAAAAGAAGCGAGGAACAGAGCCGCCUACAUUUCCGCCUUGCCGAAAUCCCCGCUGUGGUGGAGAGACCUUGACAGGGACAAGGAUGAUGACAGCUCGUCGGGGGGCUGCAGCCCGGCAGCGGGCGGGGGGGGAUCCGGCUCCUUUCAUGGACUUGUCUUCUAGCCAACGGGUUAAACCAGAUAGUCAAUGUCCACGGGGCCAACCUGAAGCCAGAGGCUCCUCUUCCUCACCCCGAUGACAGUGAGCACCUUGGAGGAGGAUUUGGGGAACAUUUCAAUGGAAAAGGACUCAGGGGCUGAUUUGGAGGCACAUGGAGGGUCCCACCGCUUCCUAUGCACUUGGUCUUCACGCCUUAAUGUAACUAAGCUAACGCGGAGAUGAGCAGCUGCCGACAGCUCGGAGAAGUGCCCUUUUGCUUCAGCGUAGCCGUGUCUUGCCUGCUGUGAGCCAUGCCUCCAGCCUGGGGAGGGGACGGGGACAGGGACGGGGAUGAAGAUGGACCCAGCGGGGUCCCAGGGGUGGAGAUGUCCCAUGCGCAUCCCGUCUGCAGCCCUUCCCGUGGCGCUGAGUCGGUUUUGGGGGGACCUCUGCUUGGUUGUUGGUUUUUUUUUUUUUAAUGUGGUUUUGAGAACCCACCUUGACACACUUCUAAAGGUAGAAGGCAGCUGAAGAGGCUGAAAAAUGCUGAGCAGCCAACGUGGCAAUGCUGAUCUGGUGGGGCAGUGAGCUUGCAAGCCUGCGUGGUCACAGUGAGCAGUGGCAGGUGGACCAGAGGGUUUUAUGCAGCAAAGCACCCAAAAGAGACAGAGGGGCACAAACCCCUCCAGCCAAGAGAGACUGACCUGGUCCAGUCGGGGUUUUUGGGGCUCCAGCAAAGCCCCAUUGCGUUACUGGUGACCUCCGGAUGCUGUUAGUGUACACAGCGGGCCCAGACACACAGCUGUUUUUCCAGAUGUGUCUUUAGGACUUGGUUAGCCUCUUUCUGCUGCUGUCAUCUCAUGGCUUUCUGGGCUGGAUCUGCCCUUUAAAACUCGGGCUUUCGUUUGGGAUACCUUGAACUGAGCAGCAAAUGACAGAGCCCUCCCUAAACCCACUAGCUAUUUUUUUAAAAUGCUGAUUUGCCAGGAGAGUAGCCCACCAGAUAUAUUAUAUCAACCCAAUAUAAAUACAUACUAUGUAAACCAAUGUAUUAUAUAAAUCAGUAAUGGGUCGGGGGCUGAUUUUGGUGGCGGGAGGCCAACCUAAGCCCCGGGCAGCACGUCUACAGGACCACGGCUCCCUCCCAUGUCCCUCCCCAGCCGUUGUCCUUGCCUGCUCCUCCCUUGCGCCUGUAGUAGAGAUCUCUAGCUCAAGUGGCAGAGACUUGUGCCUUAGGUCCUGGAUGCAGGGCCUAAUCCUGACCGUGGGGUAUUGGGGUGGGAAUAUUGUGUUGCCGUGGAGGAAUAGGCAAAGCACAGACAGUGCUAUGGAUAAAGUGAGCCGAAAGUCUGCUAGAGAGGACACUUGGGAUCAAAUCUCUGGCAUAUACUAUCAUAUUCUUUUAUUGCCUUUCCUAUAUAUAAAUAAAGGAAAUUAAUUAAUUCAACA